Molecule: messenger RNA, 934 nt
Organism: Canis lupus familiaris (dog)
Lineage: Eukaryota; Metazoa; Chordata; Mammalia; Carnivora; Canidae
Product: coiled-coil domain-containing protein 144B-like
Exons: 2
Coding region: 203-934 (243 amino acids)
Source: RefSeq, a predicted model, not a curated record
AGAUUUGUCGUCAGAACCAGACUUAGAAGUGGCAUCACAGCAAAAGCAAGAGCAAGAAAGGCCUGAUAAAAGUGAAAAUAACCACCCCCAGGAUAAAGUUAUUUUACAAACAUGUAUCCUGGCUGAAAAGACAUCUGAAAGCCAAACCAAGCAAAUUAACAUUCCACUUGUGCAACUGCAAAAUACGGCUCGAGAACCAGAAAUGAAUAUGGAAUGUGAUAGACAGGGUGAUAGAUCUGUACAUUCAGAACAUCCUCGUGUGCACAAGAAGUAUGAGGAGAUACAGAUGAAACAAGGCAAAUUAGAUUGGAAAAAUAAUGUGAAACGCAUGAGCAGAGAGUUAAAGCAGAAGAUUGGUAAAACUUGUGAAAAGUACCAAAUUAUUACUCAUCCUAAGUUAGAAGCACUACGUGGUAAUUCUAAAGAAGCAGACUUAAAGGAAAUACCUCCUAAUGUGACAAAAGUUACACUUGAUUGUGAGGAAAAAGAUGAAUUGGGAGUGUCUGUCUCUGUAGUACCUCAGGCCUUUCCUGAACAAAAAGAGCCUAGUCUCGAAAAUGCUAUUCUCUCUCAUUCAUACUCUGGGUCCCCAGACUAUGCUUGCCAGUCAUCUUCUAAGCUUUCUUCCCAUGAAAAUGAUAACAAACCAGGUGAGCAUGUUUUUAACAAAAAUGAGAGUCUUGAUAGCGAUCCAGAAAAUAAAAAAGUAAGGAACCCACUAGUUACAUUUGAAGUGAAAGAAGACCAAGAGUUUGACAUGCAGAUGGCCAAAAGUUUGAACCAAAAUACCACCAAUAGUAAAUUAGACACUGGAUAUAUCCCUCCGUAUAGUGACCCAGAAAGCCUUUUUGAUUUGCGGCUUGCCCACUCCAAUGUGGCGAAACAAAUGAUUCAGAAGAAAAGGCAUGAUACUUCUGCUAUUACAAACACUUAA